Messenger RNA from Ruditapes philippinarum (Manila clam), 3624 nucleotides. RefSeq lists its product as uncharacterized. The record is from RefSeq and is a predicted model, not a curated record. The coding region runs from base 199 to 762 and encodes 187 amino acids. The transcript is spliced from 3 exons. Gene Ontology annotation, molecular function: Hsp70 protein binding. NCBI's taxonomy places the organism in Eukaryota, Metazoa, Mollusca, Bivalvia, Venerida, Veneridae.
UGGCAAACCACAACUGAAACAGAGCGAAAAAGAAUAAUCAGACGCUUGCUGCAUCGAUGGCAUCCUGAUAGAAACAGCACUCAAAGAAAUUAUGCAGAACGAGUCUUUAAUUACAUAAAUCAGAUCGUUUUAAAACUAGAGAAAAAUGAGACCAUUGAUGACACUGUAAAUGAUGACACAGGGAGGACAAGACCAGAUAUGUCUGGUUCAUCAUUUGGAGCAGAAAUUUUAUCUGCUUUUUCACGCGGUCAAAUGUAUGCUGCAGCAUUUCGUGAUAAUAUGCAAGAAUACAACAGAUCAACUCGAACCGGUAAUUAUUCUCACUCUCGAGCAGAAAAGGCUAGUGUUCGUCAUAUUGGUGAAGCAAAACGCUGGUAUCGGCAAGCAAUGUUUGAUUUUAUGGCGGCUGAGAAUAAUGUAGUCACAGGGGACAAAGACAAAAGUUUUAAUUGGGUGUGUUAUAAAUGCCACCAGGCUUCUGAAAAGGCACUUAAGGCAGCUUGGUUUGCAAAAAAUGCAAAUAAGGCAAGGCAAAAAGAACAUUCUCUAACAGCUAUUGCUAUCGGACUUGAUGAGGGAUCUUUGUUCGAUGAGGCACAAAAUUUGGAAAGCCUGACAGGAAAUUACUCAUAUUUGCGAUAUCCUGAUGCUGUUGCUGGAUGUACUCGGAUACCUGCAGAAUUAUUUGGAUCUGAUAAGGCCACGAAUGCUAUUGACAUUACAAAGCGCAUACUCGACAUGACAUCAGACAUCAUUCAUUAAUUAUCUUUACCUUAACAUUCUGUUGUGAAAACACAUUUUUUGAUGUUUGUUCUUUUCCUUUCAAUUACGAGCUAUGCAGCUAAUGUGUUUGUACAAGUUAUUUUGUUUUGUUUAAAUGACAUUAUUGUUUUAUCAAACAAAUGUGUAUGUGUUAUCAUAUUAAAAUAACUGUCAUUGACCUAUGAGAGAUGUGCAUGAAUUUAAUGUACGAAAGGAAAUACACAUAUAUAUAUACAUGGUUCCAAAGGCUUUGUAUAGUUAUGAAGUAACAUUUAUGUUUAAUCAUUUUAAAAUUGUCAUGUGACCUUUGCAGGGUUGGUAAAUGAAAAAAAGAAAAAAAAGAAAAAAAAAAAGUUAAUUUUAUGUUGAAAUUUUACUUAUAUAAAUAACAUUUAUAUUUUGUUUUUGCAUCAAAUUUAUUUAUGCAUUUUCUUCGCACAUUGGUGUAUAUACAUACAUGUAUUUUCUUUGUACAAUUAGAAAACAUUUUUCAUUUCAACUGCUAUUUCUAUUAUAUUUAUGUUGUAUUUGUUUUUUUUUAUUUACUUGAAAGCUUUUGUUUUUAUCAUAAGAUAUUUAAGUCAAGCAUGCUUAUUUGUAUGAAGCAUAUAUAUGAUAAAAAGGUCAUGUAAGCAUUUACUAUUGAUAAGAUUCAAACAGUUGAAUUAUUUAUUUAAUAUGUUUUAGUAUUGUGCAAAAGGAAAAUUAUCCUAUAUUUCUUGUAUCUAUAUUUGUUAAUGUUUCACUAUAACUAUACAUGCCUCCAUGACUUGAUAUGAUUUAAAUGUUUCUGAUUUUGAUUAAUUUUAUUUGCUGCUAUUCAACUAUGAGUGCCCCACAGAAAAUGAGAUGCUGCUUUUUUACAUUUUAAGUUGUGUAAAUUAGUUUUUUUUUGUGUGUGUAAAUAUGUCAAGUGGGGAUAAUUUGAUAUAUUUUUGUGAUAUUUUGUUAAGUUCUUUUGUUAUGUUUGAGUGUAAUAAAAGACGGUUAUUACAUUAUGGGUGAGUUUAAUGUUUUAAAGGAGUAAAGAUAAAUGUACAUAAUUGCACUCAAAGUAAUGUAAUUUUUGUUUUGUGAUAUACGGCUGUGUUUUAAAGCAUAAUAUGCCUGUAUGAUUCUAGCCAUGUGACAUAGAGUCUGCAUAGUCAUUUUAAAGUAAUGCACGGAUUUAAAAAAAACCUUCUGCCUUUAUACUAGAUUGAUGGUAAUGAUAAAACCAUUCAAAAUUUGUAUAUGCAUGCAUGAUUUACUUUUUAAGGUUUUUUUGUUUCACGAUGAUUUUAUACAUGUAAUGUAUUAAUCCUUCAUUGUCUUUUCAUUCAAGAACAAAGAAUUUUGUUUUUAGCCACUUUUUGAUAAUGUCUUUUUGAUUACUUUUCAUAAUGUUAAAGUUUUAAACUACCCUUUUGUAAAUAGAUUGUAUUUUGUAUUUUUAGCUUGAAUUUUCAAAAACUAUCGACACCGGACUUUGGUGUUUGCGUCUGCAUCGGCAUUGGUCAGGUUCUUUUGACCACUCCACUUUUCUUGUAGAAUAGGUCAUUGACAAAAUAAACAACAUAGAAUCCUACAAUUCUGAACUUUUUUUCCACUUUUUACGACUUCCUUUUAAAUGAGUUUUUUUUAUGAACUAACUCCCUAUGUAUGACAAUACUGUCGGGUCUUUGCAUAACAUAACUAUUCAAUUUGGUUUUGAAUUUUUUAAAGACCUUCUCUUUUCAUGCUAUCAGACACUGAAAGAAGUCCUGAAGACUGCUCUUGAAAAAAUAUGCCCAAACUUAGUAUACUACAGGAGUGUAGUAUUUUAUCAUCAUUUUAGUAUGUACCAAAUAUUAUGUUUAUUGUUAAAUUUUAAUGCAAAUAUUUAAAACUAAUACAGACUAGGACUUAUAAAAAUAUUAGCUUACAAUGUUUUAACGAAAGACUGAUUUUUUUGUAUAUACAUGUAUAUAUAUCAUCAAGCUUGUCGACAAUCUUUUCUUUAUAGAAGACACUUAAUAGCCUUAAGGCAAUAAGUGAGUAUAGGCUAAGUUACAGUAUUAAUCUUUUGUAUGGCCCUUUAAGAAUAAUUUGCUGAAAUUAUUUUUCAUCAUUAUGAUUAUCAUUCUUUUUCGAGGGAUAUACUUUAUUAUUGAAAAGGCGAGCCCUUUAACGGUUUUCUUGUUUGGUCAUUUUUGGAAGGAACUCUUUCACACUUUAAAUAGUUAUUUUAAUCAUUUUGAUUAUUAUUAUAACAUUUUAAACAAUUUUUUUAUACUUUAUUACUGCAUUUUGUAUUAAGGGUGAACCCUUAAAUUCAUCGAAAUGUAUAUGUUGAUGAAAAAAUAUUUGCAUCUUAUACUUAAUAUUUUUCUAUACAUAUAUAUAUAUUUCAAGGGAUAUACUUUAUUAUUGUAAAGGCGAGCCCUUUAACGGUUUACUAAAUGUCUGGUUAUUUUCAGAUGGAACUCUUUAAAUAGUCCGGUAUUUAAAGCUUUAAAAUUAAGUUCAAGGGAUACACUUUUAUUGUUAAGUUUUAUUAUUAUCAUGACAAGGGAUACACUUUUUUAUAACAUUAUAUAAUAAGGGCGAGCCCUCUAAUUCAUUGAAAUAUAAUCUAAUAAUUUAUAAUUUUCUACACAUAUUUUUCGAGGGAUAUACUUUAUACUUGUAAAGGCGAGCCCUUUAACAAUUUACAUUUUUUGUCAUUUUCAUAAAGAACAUUUUUAAUUUUAACACUUUGAUUUAAAUUUAAUUUCAAGGGAUACACUUUAUUUUCUAAAGGCGAGCCCUUUCCACACUUAAUCAAACUAAUUAUUUGGUCUUUAUAAAUGUUUUGAAAAUUUUGUUGUACAUAAUUUCUACUAAUAAAUUUGGAAUACUGAA